This is a messenger RNA of Tarenaya hassleriana, 1052 nucleotides long. RefSeq names its product mitochondrial uncoupling protein 6-like. Gene Ontology annotation, biological process: oxaloacetate transport; phosphate ion transmembrane transport; thiosulfate transport. NCBI's taxonomy places the organism in Eukaryota, Viridiplantae, Streptophyta, Magnoliopsida, Brassicales, Cleomaceae. The coding region runs from base 24 to 1016 and encodes 330 amino acids. The record is from RefSeq and is a predicted model, not a curated record. The transcript has a single exon. Gene Ontology annotation, molecular function: oxaloacetate transmembrane transporter activity; sulfate transmembrane transporter activity; malate transmembrane transporter activity.
GGAAAACUAAGGGAAAGAAGAAGAUGGGCUUCAAAGCAUUUCUUGAAGGAGGUAUCGCCGCCGUCAUCGCCGGCGUAAUAACUCACCCGUUAGAUCUCAUCAAGGUCCGUAUGCAACUCCAUGGCGAAGUCUCACUCUCCAUGGAUCCUGACCCGAACCCGAUUCUUCCCCUGGAUCCAUACCCACCCGUUUUCGCGCUCGACUCUACCAUCGGCAGUAUUUACUUGUUACCUUCGUCCACGCGCGCACAUCCUCCGCCACGCGCCACCCCUCUCUCCGUCGGCGCUCACAUUGUCAGAACCGAAGGUCCCGGCGCUCUGUUCUCCGGCGUCUCCGCCACCGUCCUCCGUCAGAUGCUAUACUCCGCCACCCGAAUGGGCAUCUACGACUUCCUCAAGCGCAGAUGGACCGACCGAGCUGCCGGAGACUUCCCCCUCGCCGCCAAAAUUGUCGCCGGUCUCAUCGCCGGUGCUAUCGGCUCCGUCGCCGGAAACCCAGCUGACGUGGCGAUGGUGCGGAUGCAGGCCGACGGACGAUUGCCCCUGAAACGCCGUAGAAACUACAAGCGCGUCGUCGACGCGAUUGGUCAGAUCGCGAGGCGUGAAGGGUUUGGUUCGCUGUGGCGCGGGUCGUGGCUGACGGUGAACCGAGCGAUGAUAGUGACGGCGUCGCAGCUGGCGACGUACGACCAGGUGAAGGAGGCGAUGGUCGCCGGCGGAAGAGGAUUAUCGCCGGAAGGGAUGGGGACACACGCGGCGGCGAGCGUGGCCGGACUGGUCGCGGAGGUGGCGUCGAACCCAGUGGACGUGGUGAAGACGAGGAUGAUGAACAUGGAUGCGGCGGCUCCGGCGUACGACGGGCCGUUGGACUGCGUCGUGAAGACGGUGACGGCGGAGGGUCCGAUGGCUCUGUACAAAGGGUUUGUCCCUACGGUCACUAGACAAGGACCCUUCACUGUCAUUUUGUUCGUCACUUUGGAACAGAUUCGUAGUUUAUUAAAAGAUGUUAGAAUUUGAUUUCAAAUUGAAAUAAUAUUGGACCGCCUACAUGUA